AAGCAGUAUAAGAAAAUCUGAUAUGUUCCGAAUGAGUUUCACUUUCGAUUUAAAGAAGCAGAGGUGUCACUAGUGUUAGAUGUUUAAUAUUUUUCGUGUUGUUGUGGACCUAGCGGUUAGAUAAUGGGAAUUCUAAAAAGAUGGUAUCAAUCUGCAACACGGCAUACAAAUUUGUACAAGUUCUGCAAAAGAAACCAGCAAGUCUCAUAUUCUUUUCUGAAGACUCUACAUUAUAAGAGCACACAAGACAUUGACUUGACAUCUUGUGACUUUGGUGGCAUAAGGAAUAUUCAUACAGAAAGUCAGAGUGAGAUGGAGGCCUGGGAAGCUAUGGUUGAUUAUUCAAAGUUAUCAGAAACAGAUCUUAAAAUUCAUCAGAGACAUGUUGCGGCAAAUAAGGCAGGAAAACUUUUUUAUGUUGAUCCUCAAACCGGCUACCAAGUUAUGACAAGACGUGCCCAUCUGGAGAGAGGCGAAUGUUGUGGCAACGAAUGCAGACAUUGUCCAUAUGGUAGAAAAAAUGUUCCUGAGGAGAAAAGAAGAAAAAAAUUUAAUUCUGCUUUCUACAUUUGAUCAAAUUGUUUAAUAAUUGUUUAUCAUUUAAUAAAAUUCAUUAAAAUAAGUAAUCUGUUUCUAU
Messenger RNA from Magallana angulata, 637 nucleotides. RefSeq lists its product as uncharacterized. The record is from RefSeq and is a predicted model, not a curated record. The coding region runs from base 124 to 573 and encodes 149 amino acids. The transcript is spliced from 3 exons. NCBI's taxonomy places the organism in Eukaryota, Metazoa, Mollusca, Bivalvia, Ostreida, Ostreidae.